Camelina sativa (false flax) is the source of this 876-nucleotide messenger RNA. RefSeq lists its product as uncharacterized. The record is from RefSeq and is a predicted model, not a curated record. NCBI's taxonomy places the organism in Eukaryota, Viridiplantae, Streptophyta, Magnoliopsida, Brassicales, Brassicaceae.
AUAAAACUUUAUAUCUAUGCACCCACAGAAAAAUUGUGCAUCUCAAUAAAGUAGAUUUGCGGAAUCAAUUCUCUAAACUAAGGACAAUCUUCUACUUCUUCACCUCUUUCUUUAUCUCUGUCUCUCACUUAGAAAAGCUAUGAAAGGACAGAACAAAAAAAACUCAACAUCUUCUUGUAACAUCCACCCAGUAGAGUUUAUCGAAGGUGUAUGUCCUCUCUGUCUUAACGAGAGGCUUCUGGUCCUGGCUUCUCUACAGAGACUACGUCCUCAGUCUCCUGUUUCCUACCAAACCAUCCAAGAACCCAAAACCGUUUUUUCUCCAAAGAAAUCUAUCAGACUCUCCUCGUUCCUUAGCUUCUUCGAACUCCGACAUCAUGAUCAGAAGUAUGAUCACCAAAAUACCUCUAUCAUCAGUCCAGAAGAUUCAUACAUUUCGAUCAACUUCGAAAACAACCGAGCAACUUCAUGGGAGAAAGGAAAAGAAAGUUAUCAAGUUGCACAUUGCAAGGCUUCACGGGAUCAUCAAUAUGAACAUGUCAUGCUCCACAGGAAGAAGAAGGAGAUUAUUCCUCAGCCUACACCACGUUCUCUACUGACGUGGAGGAAACGAAUUCGCCGGCUCUUGAGUGUUAUCAGUUUCAAGAGCAGGUCUAGAGCAUGCCAUUUGUCUGCCAAGGUUAAAGAUGAAGACGACUUGAGAAGAAGUUGGCUAAGGCCUUUGUCCCCCAACAAAAAACCCCCAAAUUAGUUACUUAAAAUUUACUAAACCUUUAUUUUUUGUCUUACAACUAUUUUCCUCUUUGUUUCUCUCUUACAAUAUUCUUUUGGCGUUUUGUAAUUUGGAAAUCUAUGGUUAAAACUAUCGUUAGAUCA